AUUGCUCAAGUAUGGACUGUCCGUUGUGUGGAACUCCAUUGAAACAACAUCUUAUCCAACCAAAUGUCUCGUUGAUCUCGUGUCCAUCAACAGAAUGUGUGUUCCCCUUCAACUUAUCAAUGGAAGAAAUACAACAUCAAAAUCUACUUAUUACCGAUAUAAAUAACAACGAUAUAAUGAACAUGAUGCAAUCCAAAAUGAUCGACGUAGCCAAUGUCGAUCAAAAAAUCGCCCUGUUUAUCAGUAAACUGGAUCACGAUCUCGAUUAGUCUGGUACUAUUCUGAAACCAUAUACUUCUCUAUUCUUUUGAUACUUUCUUUACAUACUUAAUACACUUGUAAAUGCGGG
Hyphopichia burtonii NRRL Y-1933 is the source of this 349-nucleotide messenger RNA. RefSeq lists its product as uncharacterized. The record is from RefSeq and is a predicted model, not a curated record. The annotation marks the transcript as partial. The transcript has a single exon. Lineage: Eukaryota; Fungi; Ascomycota; Pichiomycetes; Serinales; Debaryomycetaceae.